Molecule: messenger RNA, 2166 nt
Organism: Manduca sexta (tobacco hornworm)
Lineage: Eukaryota; Metazoa; Arthropoda; Insecta; Lepidoptera; Sphingidae
Product: RING-type E3 ubiquitin-protein ligase PPIL2
Exons: 9
Coding region: 206-1753 (515 amino acids)
Biological process (GO): protein peptidyl-prolyl isomerization; protein polyubiquitination; protein folding
Cellular component (GO): catalytic step 2 spliceosome
Molecular function (GO): ubiquitin-ubiquitin ligase activity; peptidyl-prolyl cis-trans isomerase activity
Source: RefSeq, a predicted model, not a curated record
UGUUUUUCACAUUGCUAAUCAGCUAUGUGUAUCUCUGUCUAAGGCUGAAUAUGAGUUUUUUGGUAAACUAAUAGACACCUUAUUAUUGUUUCCCGUUGACAGCUGUAGUAAAAGUCAAAGUAUUUUUUGUGAUUUUUCCACAGUUUACGACGAUUAAUGCAAAUAAUUUCUUCUACUAAUAAUUAAUAAAUAACAAUCUUGCAAGAUGGGUAAACGGCAGCACCAAAAAGAUAAAAUGUAUUUAACAUACACAGAAUGGACGACGCUAUACGGUGGUAAAAAGUCAGGCACAACUGCGGAGGAAACAAAUUUCAAACGAUUGCCAUUUGACCAUUGUUGCUUGUGUCUCCAGCCUUAUGAUGACCCAUACUGUGAUGCAGAUGGCAACGUGUUUGAACUACAGGCUAUUAUAGAAUUUGUUAAGAAAUUUAAAAUAAAUCCAGUUACUGGGAAGAAAUUUGAUAUCAAGUCAUUAACUAAGCUAAACUUCUUCAAAAAUGCACAAGAUGACUAUCACUGCCCUGUACUGUUUAAACCAUUUACAAAGAACUCUCAUAUUGUUGCUGUACGGACAAGCGGUAAUGUGUAUUCAUACGAGGCAGUGGAACAGCUCAAUAUCAAAGGAAAGAACUGGAAAGAUCUCAUCAAUGACACACCUUUUGUUAGAAAUGAUAUCAUCACAAUCCAGGAUCCGAAUAACUUGAAUAAGUUUAAUAUUUCGACAUUUCAUCAUAUUAAGAAUAAUUUGAGGGUUGAAACUGAAGAGGAGAUUGCCAUGAAAAAAGACCCACAUGCACGGCUAAAAACGGUGUCAGCUGAAACAAAAGAUAUUCUGCAGGAACUUGAGAAAGAAUACAAAGUUCCUGAAAAGGCAGAAGCUAAGAAAGAAGUGGCUGAUAAAUUCAACGCGGCCCACUAUUCAACUGGUAUGGUGGCAGCGAGUUUCACGUCUACCGCCAUGGUGCCAGAGACCACGCAUGAAGCUGCCAUCAUAUGCGAGGAUGAUGUUAUUUAUGAUAGGGUCAAGAAAAAAGGUUACGUUAGACUGGUAACAAAUUGUGGACCUUUAAAUUUUGAACUAUAUUGCGAUUUAACGCCAAAAGCGUGCGAUAACUUCAUGAAGCAUUGCAAAAAUGGAUACUACAAUGGCACCAAGUUCCACCGAUCCAUCAGGAAUUUUAUGAUUCAAGGUGGCGACCCAACUGGCACGGGUCUUGGAGGCGAAUCGGUGUGGAAAAAACCAUUUGAGGAUGAAAUCAAACCAAAUCUCCACCACACGGGCCGAGGCGUUCUAUCAAUGGCUAACUCUGGGCCGAACACAAAUGGAUCGCAGUUUUUCAUAACAUUCCGUUCAUGUAAACAACUGGAUGGCAAGCACACGAUAUUCGGCAAGCUCGUCGGCGGGCUGGAUACGCUCAACGCCAUGGAGCAAAUACAAGUAGACAACAAAGACCGGCCAAUACAUGACAUUGUUAUUGAAGUGGCUCAGGUGUUUGUGGAUCCUUUUGCUGAGGCAGAGGAACAGUUAGCAAUUGAAAGGGCUGAGGAACUCAAACGAAGAGCAGAGGAAGAAGGCCCAGGUGUAAAACCAAAAAAAGCGACAAAACAACCCCUAAAGGUGUUCAGACAGGGUGUUGGUAAAUAUCUGAAUCUGCAAGAAACUUCUGGGAGCAAAGCUAGUAAAACUCAAGAAGUGCCCGCUAAAAAGGCGAAACAAGGUGGUAGUGGAUUCGGGAAUUUCGAUGCUUGGUAGACAAAUUGUUGUGCACCGUUGAUGAGAUUGCAAUGCGUUCCAUCCAGGCUAUCACAUGAAUAUCUAGGAUUCUAGAUGGUCUGUAUGUUUUGUACCUACAAAACCAUUAUUUGUAUCAUCUCUACAGUGUCAAUCAUAUGUUUAGUUUAUCUUGUAAAUAGAAACUAUGUUACUUGUACUUAUAUAUUGAGGAAAGGAAAAAACUAAAAUAUAAAUCAAUAUAUUACCUACUUUUCAAAUAUCUGUAUUCAAUUUGGUGCAAUUGAUAACACUAAAUACAAGCGAUGGCUUUAGAGAAGACUUGAUUAUAUUAAUAUUUUUGGUUGGUGAUUAAAACAAGCAUAUAAAAUUUUUCUAAUUUGUUGACCUUAUAAAUGUACAGUUAGAAAAUAAAAUCAUUCUUUUUAAACAUA